Messenger RNA from Glarea lozoyensis ATCC 20868, 447 nucleotides. RefSeq lists its product as uncharacterized. Bases 1 to 447 code for a protein of 148 amino acids. The transcript has a single exon. The record is from RefSeq and is a predicted model, not a curated record. NCBI's taxonomy places the organism in Eukaryota, Fungi, Ascomycota, Leotiomycetes, Helotiales, Helotiaceae.
AUGGCUUUCUUCUUCAUCAUGGGACACGCAAACGCAUCUGAACAGAAACACCUCAUGGCGCUCCAAAUUUCAAUCAUGGAAAUGACACCACUAGAAAGUACGAGGAGCGAUGGACCAGCACCACGAGAAAGUGCGACUAGGAAUGGCCCAUCAGCAGUACGUGCUUCGACAACGGAAACUAGACCGCCAGAAAGUGCUUCAGCGAUGGAAACUACACCACCAGAAAGUACGACCAUGGAUGGCCUAUCACUAGAAAGUCUUCCAACAAUGGAAACCGCACUAGCACAUUCACAACACCUCACGCGACGUUCAUCCUCAACCUCCUUAAUGAGAUUCAGACGUCGUUCAAAUCUAUCGCCGAGCGGGAAAGCGAGGUUAGGGAAUAUGUUGACGCUGUUAGGCCUUCGAGAGGCGCGUUGUGGUUUCCUGAUGACGAGGGGAUUCUAA